This is a messenger RNA of Psylliodes chrysocephalus, 807 nucleotides long. NCBI's taxonomy places the organism in Eukaryota, Metazoa, Arthropoda, Insecta, Coleoptera, Chrysomelidae. The record is from the annotation of a GenBank genome assembly.
AUGAGUUUCCUCAACACGUUGCAGGAGUACGUGAGCAAUAGUGUUGCAGGAUUGAGUCUGAAAAGUCCGAAACGAUUCUCUCUAACUCGCACCGACACAUCAGAGCCGGCUUUAGCGCCGUCAAGUUCCCGGAGCAAUUCCGGCGACAGCAACACUCCCGGUUUUCCGAAAGUUAUCCCCACCCCGGGCGCGGUAGCUCCGAUACAACGGCGUCGGAGCACUCUGGAAUGUCCGGUUCCCGCACCGCCGAACAGGCGGCCCGGUUCAUUUCGGCAGAAGUCGCCGCGCGCGACUCCCGAGCGACAGAGUUCGUUCUGCUGCAGAAGGCAGAGCUGGCCCGAGAUUGACCAUCAGGUCUGCUCCGGUAAACUCGAGACGAAAUUAGAUCAAGUCAACCCAAUUGACGCAAAUAGCAUUAAAACGUCAAUGUAUAAGUUACAAACUGAUAUUAAUGAGCUAAAGAACAUCAAACCAGAAACCCAAACCAACAAUAACUUUGAAAAAAUCGUACAAGAACUAACUGUAAGAGAAAAAAGGAAAAAUAAUCUCAUAAUAUUUAAGCUAGCAGAACAAGUACAAGAAAUCGACGGCUCUUACUUCGAGAGCUUCACCGCGUUGGCAUGGAAGCAGGAAAAUCAGCGGCAGAGCAUUUUAAAAUUAACCGAAACUUCGUCCUCGGAUCCGCCGCCUCCCGAGAGCGAAUUGGGGAUCACGCCGAUCGACUACAAUUGUCCCCAGCACGAAAAGGAGAAGUUGUAUGUCGAAAUGCUUUACACCAUAGCUAAUACGUUAUCUGUGCCAGAAUAG